Molecule: messenger RNA, 556 nt
Organism: Macrobrachium nipponense
Lineage: Eukaryota; Metazoa; Arthropoda; Malacostraca; Decapoda; Palaemonidae
Product: protein ecdysoneless homolog
Exons: 4
Coding region: 80-556 (158 amino acids)
Cellular component (GO): nucleus
Source: RefSeq, a predicted model, not a curated record
GAUUUUUGUGCAUGUGAAACGUAAUUUUACUUGGGAAAUAUUAAUUCUACUUAAAUAUGAUGUGACGGUGAGAUUCAAAAUGGCUUGCAGUCUCUUCAAUAGUAAAAGGGUCAUGGAGGAAGAAGAAACUAUAAGAUAUUGGUUGUUUCCCCACCUUGAAAAUGGUACUCCUGUUGUAGAUGAGGAAAAGCUUGAGGAGUUGAUUUCUAAGUUUCAAGCUCACAUUGCUCUGUAUACUCAUCAGUAUAUUUGGAAUAAUCAGCCAUUUAUUUUAAGAGUAGGUCAGCGCUCUUCGGGAAGUGAACCUGCAGAUACACUUGACCCUCAUAUUUAUGGUUCAACUGUAGUGGGUGAUUUCUUGGAUGAUGAGUGGUUCAUUGUAUUUCUUCUAAUGACCCUUACUCAGGAUUUUCCUGGCUUAGUAUGCAGAGUCGUCGACAGUGAUGGUGAGUUCCUGAUGAUUGAGGCGGCCAACCACCUUCCAGAAUGGGCGAAUCCUGACACAGCUGAACAAAGGGUGAGUUUGUACUUGCAUAAGGUGGCAUUCACUUUAUAA